This is a messenger RNA of Felis catus (domestic cat), 4459 nucleotides long. It is a transcript of the gene TMPRSS9, whose product is annotated as transmembrane serine protease 9. Gene Ontology annotation, biological process: proteolysis. NCBI's taxonomy places the organism in Eukaryota, Metazoa, Chordata, Mammalia, Carnivora, Felidae. Gene Ontology annotation, molecular function: protein binding; serine-type endopeptidase activity. The coding region runs from base 1658 to 4459 and encodes 933 amino acids. The transcript is spliced from 12 exons. The record is from RefSeq and is a predicted model, not a curated record.
GAUAAGCCUCGAGUGCCAGGAACUGGCGCUCUGUCCUAUAUGCAGUGGGAUUCGAGCAAGGGAAUCUCACGGUGGAAGUGCCGUAAGAGGAGCCAACGUUUUCUAGCGAUGUUAGCCCAUGCAAUAGGGUAAGAGCAGCAGUUGAAGUGUGGAAAGGAAGAGGCAAAACCAUAAUUCACAGUGGAUGUGAUCGACUAUAUAAAUGAAUCAAUAAAUUGACUAGCCCGGGAUUAGAAAAUGAGAAAGUUUGACAUGGAGGGGAGAGUACGAGAAACAUAAACACAUACAAAAGCUAUUCCUUUGCUUUAUGCAGUGUUUUAACAACAGGUUAGAAGAUAAAAUGCAAAAAAUCCCGCAUGUGAUCAGUAGCAACAAAAAAUGAGCAUGUCAAGCCUGUAGAGUUCUAUAAAAUUAUAAAACCUCACUGGACAUAAAAGUGGACCAAAUAAGCUGAAACAUGGCAUCCCGUGAAAAGAUGGAUGUAUAAGAACUUUGAAACUUGCAAAGUCUAUGGUGGAGGAAACAUUGGUAGCAUGUGGCACCUGGACCUGGAUGAUCUGUGGAGGCCAACUGAAAUUGGCGGCUGUGACCCCCCCACCUCAGGGUCCGUGACUCACCAAAAGUGACUCGCAGAACUCAGGUGUCCUCCUAUGCAAGGUUACAGCUUCUCCCAGUGAAAAGGUCAUGAAAGGAAGAGGUGCACCGGGCACAGAGUGGGUGAGACCGGCGGUGGGCAGGCUCCCCACUGCCCGGUGCGGUCACGGGACAGUGUUGGACUGAAAGUCGCAGCAGCAGCACGUGAACACAUACAAAGUGUUUCCAGCCAGGGAAACUCGCUGAGGCUUGGUGUCCCGGGUCACACAGGCAGGUAGCACCGGCACAGCUCACUUUAGGUGUGAGAGUCCCAGGGCUGCCGAAACAAGGUGGCCUGGACAACAGGGACGGUCCCUGUCACAAUCUGGAGGCUGGAAGCCGAGGUCAAGGUAGCAGGAGGUUUGGUUUCUUCUGAGCUGGUGAUGGAGAAUCUGUUUCAUGGUUCUCUCCUGGCUUCUGGGGCUUGAUGGAUGUCUAGCAUUUCUUGGCUUAUGGAAGUGUCACCAGAUCUCUGCCAUCACGUCCACAUGGCAUUCUCCCUGUGUGCAUGCCUUUGUCUAAAUUUCCCCUUUUUAAGAAGACACCAGUCAUUGGAUUCAGGGCCAUCACUAAUGACUUCAUCUUAAUUUGGUCAUCUCUGAAGACCCUAUUUCCAAAUAAAUCACACAAGUACUGGGGGUUAAAACUUCAUCUUUUGGGGGGACACAGCUCAGCCCAAAACACUGAGUUUCCAGCCCCUCAAGAGGUCAAGGUGAUAUCACGUGGCCCAAAGUCACCAUGAACUUUCUGGGUGACCCAAGUCCCCAGGCAGGUCAAGGUCAAGCUGUUCUCAAGCAACAGUCCAAGAGUUUAGAGGUUUCCUCCCAGGAGGUGGCCAAGGGCAACAGUACUUUCUCUGAGAUGUGCAGUGUUUGGACAGCUCGUCUCAGUUCACUGUUUGCUGCAUGACAACAUGAGCUGAAGUGGAGACGCAGAGGGAGGGGGCUGUGUGGGGAAGAAAAGGAAGAAAGUGCCCUCUGGGCAGCUAGAGACAUGAGGAAGCAAGGGGUCGACCCUUUGCUCUAUGAGUCGGCACACCCACGAAUCAAGUCAAAAGUGUGGAGUUCCCACCUGGAUCUCGCCCUUGGCCAUGAGCUCCGUGACAGACUGUGGUCUACAGCCCGGCUGGAAGACAGCCGGCCGGAUCGUGGGUGGCGUGGAAGCAUCCCCGGGAGAGUUCCCGUGGCAAGUCAGCCUUCGAGAAAACAAGGAACACUUCUGUGGGGCCGCUGUCAUCGGGGCCAGGUGGCUGGUGUCCGCGGCCCACUGCUUCAACGGAUUCCAAGACCCGGCGGAGUGGGUGGCCUACGCAGGCACGACCCACCUCAGUGGCGCAGAGGCCAGCACGGUGCGGGUGCGCGUGGCCCGCAUCACCCCGCACCCCCUGUACAACCCGGACACGGCCGACUUCGACGUGGCGGUGCUGGAGCUGGACGGCCCGCUGGCCUUCGGCAGGCACGUCCAGCCCGUGUGCCUGCCUGCCGCCACGCACGUCUUCCCGCCGCGGAGGAAGUGCCUCAUCUCCGGCUGGGGCUACCUCAAGGAGGACUUCCUGGUCAAGCCAGAAACGCUGCAGAAAGCCACAGUGGAGCUGCUGGACCAGGGCCUGUGUGCCAGCCUGUACGGCCACUCGCUCACCGACAGGAUGCUGUGUGCCGGCUACCUGGACGGGAAGGUGGAUUCCUGCCAGGGCGACUCGGGAGGCCCCCUAGUCUGCGAGGAGCCCUCUGGCAGGUUCUUCCUGGCCGGCAUCGUGAGCUGGGGAAUAGGUUGUGCGGAAGCCCGACGCCCCGGCGUCUAUGCCCGAGUGACCAGGCUGCGCGACUGGAUCCUGGAGGCCAUCACCACGGCGGGCCGGCCUCUGGCCCCCACGGCGGCUCCCGCCUCCACCACCGCCAGCACUGCCCGGCCCACCAGUCCUGAGAGCCCCACCAGGCCCACUCUGGGCCUCAGCGCCGCGCCUCCCGACUCAGUCACCGCCUCUAAGCCACAAGAGUGCGGGGCCAGGCCCGCCAUGGAGAAGCCCACUCGGAUCGUGGGCGGGCUGGGAGCCGUGUCCGGGGAAGUGCCCUGGCAGGUCAGCCUGAAGGAAGGUUCCCGGCACUUCUGUGGCGCCACCGUGGUGGGGGACCGCUGGCUGCUGUCGGCCGCCCACUGCUUCAACCACACGAAGGUGGAGCUGGUGCGGGCCCACCUGGGCACCGCGUCCCUCACGGGCGUCGGCGGAAACCCAGUGAAGAUGGGGCUCAAGCGGGCGGUGCUCCACCCCCAGUACAACCCCGGCAUCCUGGACUUCGAUGUGGCCGUGCUGGAGCUGGCCGGGCCCCUGGGCUUCAACAAGUACAUCCAGCCUGUCUGCCUGCCCCUGGCUAUCCAGAAGUUCCCCGUGGGCCGGAAGUGCAUGAUCUCCGGCUGGGGUAACACACAGGAGGGAAACGCCACCAAGCCUGACAUUCUGCAGAGAGCGUCUGUGGGCAUCAUAGACCAGAAGGCGUGCAGCGCACUCUACAACUCCUCCCUCACGGACAGGAUGCUCUGCGCCGGCUUCCUGGAGGGCAAAGUGGACUCCUGCCAGGGCGACUCCGGGGGACCCCUGGCCUGCGAGGAGGCCCCCGGUGUGUUUUACCUGGCGGGGAUUGUGAGCUGGGGGGUCGGCUGCGCUCAGGCCCGGAGACCUGGCGUGUACGCUCGAAUCACCAGGCUGAAGGGCUGGAUCCUGGACACCAUGUCCUCCGGCCUCCUCCCCACCGCGAGGACCCCCGCCACCAGGCAGUCCUCUGGGACGGCAGCUGCCUUCACAGUCCCGGGAGUCCCGGCCAGCACAGCCACCCCCUCGGCCACCAGCAGGGCAACCAGCCAGCCCGCCAACAUGACUGCGGCCACCGUAAGCGCCACUGCUGGGGGACAGACACCCCUCCCAGACGCCCCGAGGACCACCGUGGGCUUCCAGCCACCAGACUGUGGCCUGGCACCGGUGGCGGCGAUGACCAGGAUCGUGGGUGGCAGCGCCGCGGCCCGCGGGGAGUGGCCGUGGCAGGUGAGCCUGUGGCUGCGGCGCCGGGAGCACCGCUGCGGGGCCGUCCUGGUGGCCGAGAGGUGGCUGCUGUCGGCGGCGCACUGCUUCGAUGUCUACGGGGACCCCAAGCAGUGGGCGGCCUUCCUGGGCACGCCGUUCCUGAGUGGCGCCGAGGGGCAGCUGGAGCGGGUGGCGCGCAUCUACAAACACCCCUUCUACAACCUCUACACGCUCGACUACGACGUGGCGCUGCUCGAGCUGGCGGGGCCCGUGCGCCGCGGCCGCCUGGUGCGGCCCAUCUGCCUGCCCGAGCCCACGCCGCGGCCCCCCGACGGCGCGCGCUGCGUCAUCACCGGCUGGGGCUCGGUGCGCGAGGGAGGCUCGAUGGCGCGGCAGCUGCAGAAGGCGGCCGUGCGCCUCCUCAGCGAGCAGACGUGCCGCCGCUUCUACCCGGUGCAGAUCAGCAGUCGCAUGCUGUGCGCCGGCUUCCCGCAGGGCGGCGUGGACAGCUGUUCGGUGAGCGCACUCUGCAGCGGAAGCGGGCGCUUCUCGGGACCCAGGUCCCACGCGCAGAGGGCAAGGGGGGGGGCGUGGCGGGGCGAAGUCGUCACCGCUGCAAGACCCUCCGGCGCCGCCCUCUCAAGCCCACCAAGCAGGGCACCUUUUCUGACCCUGGAGGAAUUUUCACUCGACCACCGUUUAUUGGGCAUCCAUUAUGAGCCGGUUUCGGCGCCUCGGCAUCCCCCGCCCCCCUCCCCGGCCCGGCACCGGCGGGAUGGGGACGUGGGCUGGGCAGUGACUGCCGCGUGA